Molecule: messenger RNA, 1083 nt
Organism: Phyllopteryx taeniolatus (common seadragon)
Lineage: Eukaryota; Metazoa; Chordata; Actinopteri; Syngnathiformes; Syngnathidae
Gene: lzic
Product: leucine zipper and CTNNBIP1 domain containing
Exons: 7
Coding region: 222-785 (187 amino acids)
Molecular function (GO): beta-catenin binding
Source: RefSeq, a predicted model, not a curated record
GUCGACCAGGAAGUCGUAGCGAACCGCGCCCGCAUUUUUGAGCUGCGUUCACGAUCGCAAACAGACCACAGCAAACACAUCGGGGAGUGGUUUCAACCGCGCCGAGAAGACCAUCCGGGUUUCGGUCGCCGCGAAUAUUUUUUGUCCCCUCAUUAAUUGCGCCACGGAUCCAACUUGUUUCCAAACCUGGUCGUGGUGGCGUUGAGGGCAAAGCGAAGAGAAUGGCUUCCCGUGGAAAGUCUGAAACGGGCAAACUGAGACAAAAUAUGGAGGAGCAACUUGACAGACUGAUGCAGCAGCUGCAGGAUCUGGAGGAAUGCAGGGAAGAGCUCGAUGAAGAAGAAUAUGAGGAGACAAAGAAAGAGACAUUGGAGCAGCUGAGUGAGUUCAACGACUCGCUGAAGAAGAUCAUGACAGGGGACAUGACGCUCGUGGAUGAACUCAGCGGCAUGCAGUUGGCCAUCCAGGCUGCCAUCAGUCAAGCAUUCAAAACUCCAGAGGUGAUCCGACUUUUUGCUAAGAAGCAGCCGGGACAGCUCAGAACCCGACUGGCAGAGAUGGACCGUGACGUCAUUGUGGGGAAGCUGUCUCAGGCCGAGUACACACAGCAGAAGAUGGAGGUGCUCGCAGCACUGAGGAAGCUGGGAGAGAAGCUCACAACUCCAGACGAAACAUUCCUGGCAGAAAACGCCACGGCUACUUUGAGCCAGUUUGAAAAAGUGACGGCGGGGUCUGAAGAUAAAAUACUGGCUUUAGUGAGUUCUGGUGUGAAAACUAAAGCAUAGCCUGCAUCAUUUUAAAAUAAACUAUUUUAAUAAGUGUUUUGAGAAAAAGACGGUUGCUCUUGUAAAUAACAAAUGCACUUGUGGUUGAUGUAGCUGCUUUUUAAUAGUAUUCUUUUAUAUGCCUUCGUGUAUUAGAUGUGUACGUUAUAGCAGGUACAAGAAUGUGAUUUGCUUUAAAGUGGUAAAAAAAAAGUUGUAUCAGAAACGUGCUGUUGUGUUUUGUGCUGUUUUUAUUACAUUGUUUAUCUUAAACAAAAAACCUGAUUGUUAAAGAUGUUCAUUGUCAUUGUGUGCUGCA